This is a messenger RNA of Engraulis encrasicolus (European anchovy), 2913 nucleotides long. RefSeq names its product cell division cycle 73, Paf1/RNA polymerase II complex component, homolog (S. cerevisiae) (gene cdc73). The transcript has 17 exons. Lineage: Eukaryota; Metazoa; Chordata; Actinopteri; Clupeiformes; Engraulidae. The record is from RefSeq and is a predicted model, not a curated record. Gene Ontology annotation, molecular function: RNA polymerase II complex binding. Bases 69 to 1661 code for a protein of 530 amino acids. Gene Ontology annotation, biological process: positive regulation of transcription elongation by RNA polymerase II; transcription elongation by RNA polymerase II. Gene Ontology annotation, cellular component: Cdc73/Paf1 complex.
AAUCUGAGCUCUAUGGUUUGGUCUGGAUUUUGAACGGAACCUUCUCUGGUACAUUCAGAGAAGUGAACAUGGCGGACGUUUUGAGUGUUCUUCGUCAGUACAAUAUCCAGAAAAAGGAAAUCGUUGCAAAGGGAGACGAAGUGAUCUUUGGGGAGUUUUCGUGGCCAAAGAAUGUCAAGACCAACUACGUUAUUUGGGGAACUGGAAAGGAGGGCCAACCCAAGGAGUAUUACACCUUGGACUCAAUUCUCUUCCUUCUCAACAAUGUGCAUCUUCCUCACCCCUCUUAUGUCCGCAGGGCAGCUACAGAAAAUAUACCUGUAGUAAGAAGACCCGAUCGAAAGGACUUACUAUCGUAUCUCAAUGGAGAAAACGCUACUUCAGCAAGUAUCGACAGGAGUGCACCCAUUGAAAUAGGGUUGCAGAGACCAACACAAGUUAAAAGGGCAGCAGAUGAAGCUUCAUCAGAAGCGAAAAAGCCACGCUUUGAGGAUGAAGAGCGAGUGCGUCUUGAUAAAGAGCGUCUGGCGGCACGUCUUGAAGGACAUAAAGAGGGCAUUGUACAGACCGACCAAAUUAGGUCGCUGUCAGAGGCCAUGUCCGUGGAGAAGAUCGCUGCCAUCAAGGCCAAGAUCAUGGCCAAGAAAAGAUCAACCAUCAAAACAGACCUGGACGAUGACAUCACCCUCAAGCAGAGGAGCUUUGUGGACGCUGAAGUGGACGUGACCAGAGACAUUGUGAGCCGAGAGCGAGUAUGGCGGACCCGCACUACCAUUCUACAAAGCACUGGAAAGAAUUUUUCCAAGAGCAUCUUCGCCAUUCUGCAGUCGGUGAAGGCCAGGGAGGAGGGCCGAGCCCCUGAGCAGAGACCAGCACAGAACGCCACUCAGGCGGACCCAUCCAUAAGAAACAAGCAACCAGUCCCAGCCGCCUACAACAGAUACGAUCAGGAGAGGUUCAAAGGGAAAGAGGAAACGGAGGGCUUCAAGAUCGACACCAUGGGAACCUACCACGGCAUGACGCUGAAGUCCGUGACGGAGGGGGCAUCAGCCAGAAAGGCCCAGACUCCUGCAUUGCAGCCGGUUCCCCGACCAGUUUCUCAAGCCAGACCACCACCAAACCAAAAGAAAGGAUCAAGAACUCCUAUAAUAAUCAUCCCGGCGGCCACCACUUCUCUUAUCACCAUGCUUAAUGCUAAGGACCUGUUGCAGGACCUGAAAUUUGUGACCCCUGAGGAGAAGAAGAAGCAGGGUAUCCAGCGUGAUAACGAGGUGCUGUUGCAGAGGCGGAAGGACCAGAUCCAGCCUGGUGGAAACACGCUCAGCGUCACCGUGCCGUACAGAGUCAUCGACCAGCCGCUGAAGCUCGCGCCACAAGACUGGGACAGGGUGGUGGCUGUGUUCGUGCAGGGCCCUGCUUGGCAGUUCAAAGGCUGGCCGUGGCUGCUUCCCGACGGAUCCCCAGUGGACAUCUUUGCCAAAAUCCGAGCCUUCCACCUGAAGUAUGACGAGGCGCGGACAGAUCCCAACGUACAGAAGUGGGACGUCACCGUGCUGGAGCUGAGCCAUCACAAGCGCCACCUGGACAGACCCAUCUUCCUCCGCUUCUGGGAGACACUGGACAGAUACAUGGUGAAACACAAGGCACAUCUGCGGUUCUGAGCGUGUGCGGCCCGUGCCAAGCGUGCGGUGCGGAGGCUGUGCCUGAUGUCUCUGCUCCUGGCCGGGCUCCUCACCACCACCAGUCGUCAAACAGAACAGUCCUCCAGCUCAAACCCCCGGCCGUCCCGCCACCCCACCCAGGACCCCUGGAGCUACACCUACAGCGGCACUCCCCCAGUGUCCAUCUCUGCGCUGGUGGCAGCAGCACCGGGUUAGUGCUGCUGCUGCUGCAAUGCUUCUCUGGAGCGCAAGGGGUUACCAGGCGACGGGGGAGGUGCACUUAGAGAAGACAGGAAUACAUACUUUCUUAUUGCCAUGGUGAUGUCAGUCAGUUUUGUAUCUUUUUAAACUUCGAAAUCAACUUUAGCAUCUAGAGAAGACAAUUAUGAAUCUGGGAAAAAAGGUUUAUGGUGUUACAGAAAACCACUUUUCAUGUGUUUUCACUUUUGCAAACAGAGAAGAAAUGACCACGGACAGAGAUUGGAGCUGGUAAAGGGCAUGGACUUCCAAUGAAAAAAAAAAAUGUUUUGUUUCUUUUUUGUUUUGUGUUUUGUUUUGUUUUUUUCUGUCUAUAAACAAACAUUUUGACUGUCAGAGCUUUUGCCCUGUCCUUUUAUUAUUGAAGGGACUUUUUUAACCAUUCAGAUUGUACAUUUACAGUAGACACCGCUCAUAGAGCGUCACACAAAGGACUGAAAUGUAAAUUUAAAUGCAGUUGAACCAGUGUGUUGGCAUCCUCCUGAGGAGUAUACCAUGAACAUGCUGAAGUGAUAAACCUACCUAAACUAGCCUGCAUGAAGUGGUAAAUCUGCUAGUAGAUGGCCAGAGGUGUCGUUUUAAGAAAAUGAGGGCUCUUCUAUUAGAUGAUUUACCACUAUUUCUAGGUUAACUUCAUCUGGGCACUAUUCCAAGAACAUGGUGAUAAUAAACCUGGCUAAGAUAGCCUUCAGGAAGUGGUAAACCUACCACUAUAUAGUCCACAGGUGUCAAUUGCCUAAGGAAAAGAGGACUCCAGGCUCCUCUAUUAGAUGAUUUACCACUAGCUCAAGGUUCAUCAAACCUGGUUUACUACUUCGCCAGGCUCAUGGCAUAGUCCCCAGGCCAUUUGAUGAUGGUGCAGGAGGUUGCAAAAGAAGCUUGUACCUCUGGACAUAAUGACAAUGUGAAAAUGGGCCCCCGAACUCUGUCACUGACUUGUGUUAUGCGCGAGCUAGUCUUUCUGCAAUAAAUAAAAGAAUUAUUACGUCCUCGA